This is a messenger RNA of Nylanderia fulva, 5117 nucleotides long. It is a transcript of the gene flz, whose product is annotated as transmembrane serine protease filzig. Gene Ontology annotation, molecular function: serine-type endopeptidase activity. The record is from RefSeq and is a predicted model, not a curated record. NCBI's taxonomy places the organism in Eukaryota, Metazoa, Arthropoda, Insecta, Hymenoptera, Formicidae. Gene Ontology annotation, biological process: proteolysis.
GCGCCGCUUAUGACUUAGCCAUGCGACUCCAGCAGCACAUGCCGUGGCAAGACGAUCAGAUAGAUACCAUCCCGUUGGCUGGCCGGAUGGACGAUCGUGCGGUACAGAUCGGUGCGAGCGCGUAAAAGAGUCAUAGAGAACAGAUCUCCAGGUUAGAUCGGUUUCGACAGUAUAUCGCAGGUAUCGUCGAUAUGACUGAUAGUGGUCGGCGAUAUUAGUGCGAGAGACGCGCGCGCAAAACUCGAUAAGAUCGCGAGUAUAUCGGUAUCGGAUCGGUAUCGGAUCGGUAUCGGAUCGGUUCAUAUCAAUUCGAUCUCGGCGACGAGGGCGAGUUCAGUGAAGAAGUGUCGGACGAGGAUCAGUGACCCCGAGGAGGAAAGCCCGAAGAAGCGGAAGGGACGAUCUAAAUCUGACCGGCAAGGGCAAGGUCGCGCUUCCUUUCUCUCUCUGUCUCGUGGAAGGAAGCGGAAAAAGAGCGGACCUGCCUGGAAUUAAAACGACGUUAUGAGACGCGCUUAACGGGGCCCACUCUCGACCCGUGUUGCACCCCGAAGGUUAAUGCGCUGCACGAUGACUGCUAGGAAAAGUGUCUGUCUGUUGUUCAUCUUCCUCACUUUGACAUGCGUCUUUUCUCACCCCUGGACGCCGCAAAAUGAAGGCAGGAAGCUGUUUGGCGGCUAUACGAUAGUCCCGAAGACGUGCCGGCCGUCCUUGCCGUCGCGCAUGAAAUCGAGCGAGCCGCCGAUAUGCAUGUUCAAUUACGAAUGCACCCGGCGCAAGGGCGAGGUCGUCGGCGCCUGCAUGGACGGCUUCCUCUUCGGCGCGUGCUGUCAACUGCCACCGAAGAGCGCGAUAAUCGAGAACGGGGACCAGCCGUCCGGCGCCGAGGGGCUUCUUCAGCUUCACCAGCUCGAUCACGUGCCCGACAUACCGAUCUUGCUGAACCCAGACGGCACGCCGCUCGGCAUGUCUGUCCCCAGCAACGAGCCUACGAGGACCGAGGACCGACCGAUCGGCGGCGAGACCACGUACACGAAAAUUUCCAGCUCGAACCAGGGCUCCUCGUCGACCUCGUCGUUGCCCGGGACGGAGAACAACGCCGAAAAGACGCAGGUGGUCCAGCAAGCGGACGUCAGUCACUUGGCGGACAAGUUCCCGGCUCUUCUGGGUCAGCAAGGCAUCAUUGAUGACUUGAGGCUGCCGGGACUGCUGACACAUUCGGAUUCCAACAACGAUAUCCAGGAUCACCAGGAUCCCUCGGCGGUGAAUCCGGUCACCACGUUGUUGAGCCCGGAUCAGAUCCUACAGAUAGCGGACCCGGUCGAUCAGCUCCCGUCGUUGUUCUCUCAGGGAUUGGGUGAUCACAAUCAUAGUAUCUCCGACCCGGAGACGAUACUGUUGAAUGAGAACGGCACGAUGCUGGUGGAGACCCAUAACCCGGACGAGAUCUUCCGACCGUCCACCGAAACGUCGAUUGACGAAAGGAUCACGCAGAGUGAAAGUACGUCGGAUAUCUGGAUCAAGUUUCCGGAGCAGCGGCCUGCCUCUUCCACGCUGGAGUUCACGUCCACGUCGCAGCUGCCGAAGUCGACGGCGUCCCUGAUAACGAAGGCGCCGCAGAAACCCACGAGCGACACACUUACCACGCAACUGACCUUGGAGAACACCUUCGAGAAGGCGAGCACGGUUGAAAAGAAGAUGUCGACGAAAGAGGCGACGACGCUCGAAGCCACUACUCCGAUGAGCGUAUCCGGGAUAAAGGAGGAGCUGGUGAAGGUACCAACGAUUAUAUACGACCUGCCGUCGGGUAAUAAAAAGAAGGACGAUGUUCUCGACAAGGAGGAGAUCGCCAUCAAUCAUAUAAUCUCCAUUCUGAACGACACCACGCCGAAAUCCGACGUAUCCGUGACGGUUCCCGCGAGUUCCUCGCCGGUUCAGGCCUGGGUGAGCAUCGACGAGACAUCGAAACCCUUCCAUCACGUGAAGGUCAGCUCUUCGAACUAUCGACCUACCACUCUCGCGCCCUCGACCUUCCCGUAUGUCUACUACAAACCCAGCUCUCUUCAGCCCUCCAAGCUGUCCUCGACGUACUACAACUACGAACUCGUUCCCACGGAAACGACCUACCCGUCGCAAUAUUCGACUUCCGGUAGCUCGUACGUCUCGCGUCCGGCUGCGCAGACAACCUAUCCUGGCGCUUCCAGCAGCUUCGCCGGAAGUAGGCCUACGACGAACCCUCCGGCGCCGACGGUGAUAGUUCUCGGCCCACUCGGCACGGAAUUCAGCACGAAAACCACCCAGAAACCCAUUACGAGGAAACCCACCGGCGCGACCGUCCAACCAAUUUCGACUCCGAUCAAGACCACGCCUCUCAGACCUACGUUGAUCAACACGAAGAAGCCCACCGUGUCCACGACCAUCACCCAUAACAUCAACACCGUGAUCUCGAACGCCGCCGCGAACAACGUCGUGUCCACCAGCUACAUCAGCGUGAACCUGAAGGACGGGACCAGCGCGAGGCCGACGGUCGACGUCAACACCGAGGCGGGGAAUUUCGUGACAAAACCUGGGGUGACAAAGCAGCGGCCGAGCACGAAGAAGCCGGUGAUCUGGACCACCGUGUCCUCGUGGUCGAACAAACCGGUGUUCAACCUGAAACCGUCCACUCCGAGUUUCAGCUGGUCGGUCGAGAAUCUCACUCCGGUUAGUACCCUGAUAUUCAAGGACACGACGAAUAACGAGGAGUACAUCAAGGGUACCACGACGACUGUGCCGUGCGAGGACGAAACCGCGGCUCCGGACGACCUCAUCAAUUUCCCGCCGGUGCGGAACCCGAAUCUGAACAUCUCCGCGCCAAUCUCGCAGCAGGAGAAGCCGACGAUCGUCGAGAUUUAUAACAAGACGAGGUAUCCGGAGAUCGAGCUGAUCAGCGAGAACGAUAUCCCGACGCCCACGUUCCUCGAGGACGCCGUUCUGACGGAUAAAGUGGAUGCUUUCGUCAACAAGCUCGUUGAGUCGCUGCAGGGAAACUUCCAGAACUUAAAAGAGGUGGUCUACAGUGGAAAUGGUACCACGGCAGCCUCAGUAGCGCCUUCUACUUCUAGCGUGACAAAAAGACCGGUUAACGGAAGCGUCACGACAAGGAAACCCACGCGAAAACCCACGACCAAACCGACGUCCUUGUCAGCGACAACGGGGCCGACGAAGAAGCCAGCCGCGACCACGAAGAGGCCGACUCGUACCACUCAGAAACCGACGUCAUCCGAGAAGCCGACGCGUCCCAAAACGACCACCUCGAGACCAUCCAAACCAACUACUUCGCAGAAUGUUACGACCAAGAAACCUCAGGUAACGACGAAGCGCCCGAGACCGACCAGAAAACCCACGACUAUCCCGUCCAGCAGCACGGAGACGAUUCCACCGGAAGAACAAAGUCUCACCUUAUCGAACACGACCGAGAGCAGCGACACGAACCAACCGGAAUUUCGGACUCGAUGUGGCUUGAGGCCUCUGGUUUCCAGAGCGGGAAAGAUAGUCGGCGGAAAGGGCGCGCAAUUUGGAGAAUGGCCCUGGCAGGUGUUGGUUCGCGAAGCGACCUGGCUCGGUUUGUUCACGAAAAACAAGUGCGGGGGUGUUCUUAUCACUGACAAAUAUGUGAUUACAGCAGCUCAUUGUCAACCAGGCUUCCUGGCUUCCCUAGUCGCGGUAUUCGGCGAGUUUGACAUUUCGGGCGAGUUGGAGUCGAAGCGCAGCGUAACGAAGAAUGUUCGCCGCGUCAUCGUGAAUCGCGGUUACGAUCCUGCGACGUUCGAGAAUGACCUGGCGCUUCUCGAGCUGGAGUCGCCGGUGCAAUUCGAUGAGCACAUCGUGCCAAUUUGCAUGCCCAACGACGGGAUCGACUUUACCGGACGGAUGGCGACUGUCACGGGCUGGGGCCGUCUUAAAUACAAUGGUGGCGUUCCGUCGGUGCUGCAAGAGGUCCAGGUGCCUAUAAUGGAGAACGCGGUUUGCCAGGAGAUGUUCCAAACGGGUGGACACUCGAAAUUGAUCUUGGAGAGCUUCCUCUGUGCAGGAUACGCGAACGGCCAGAAGGAUUCCUGCGAGGGUGACAGCGGCGGUCCGCUGGUGAUGGAACGACCGGACGGCAGAUGGUUUCUGGUUGGGACCGUUUCUCACGGUAUAAAAUGCGCGUCUCCGUAUCUACCGGGUGUGUACAUGAGGACGACCUACUUCAAGCCCUGGCUGCACAGCAUUACCGGAGUCUGAGGAAACCCGACCAUUAUCAUCACGUCCUCGUGUGAUUACGUGUAUGAGCGGCACCCGAUGCCAUUCUGUAUAAAUGUACAAAGGAAGCCUAAUUUAUUUCACCUCGGGAUAGAGCGUACGAAGCUCAAUUAAGUAACAUAAUCCGCGGAACAGUAACCGCGGACUUGAAAUAUCGGAAUUCUAUCUCGAGAUUUGCAUAAUAACGAGAAAAGUCUCUUCUCUCGACGCAUUUAUUAUAUAUUUUUUCCAUUAGCGCGACGGAAGUAAUACACUUGUAUAAGUUUUGUUUUACAUCGGGCAAGAUAUUCAUCAUUUUAUGCAAGCGGCGCGAGAGCGGGAGAGAGAAGGGAAAAUAAAUCACAACUCUCGAAUUAUUUGAAUUUCAAGAUGGCAUUCUGUGUAAAAUUGUCCGCGGCGAGACGCUGCUUCUCGGCGCACGAUCAGCGUGCCCGACGUUGCAUUUAUGCGCAUCAAUGUUUAAACUCGUCCUUAUGUGUCACACGGAGUAUUCGCAGAGUCGGCUUUGCGGCAGAAUUCAGAUGUCCAACCGGCAGCCCUGAACCGUUAUUACUCUCGGCACGAUAACAUUAUACAUUUAUUUAGCAUUCCUUCUUUCAAUCGAAGAAACGAAUGCAAAUAAUUGACGAUUCGCGUCAUUCUCUAAGUAGCUUCUUUAGCUGAUUCGGAACAGUUAUUUUUUUCUCAACAGAAAUAGUCCUCAUGAAAAGGAAAAUUUAUAUUUUCGUUAAAUAAUUCCAAACUUAUAGAUAUUAUUUAAUCUUGAACGCGCAGCAGUUUGAUUACACUGAAAACAACAUUUAUUGAAUUCAAAUACGCAUAUUUAUGUCACU